This is a messenger RNA of Papilio polytes (common Mormon), 471 nucleotides long. It is a transcript of the gene GOBP2, whose product is annotated as general odorant-binding protein 2-like. The transcript is spliced from 3 exons. NCBI's taxonomy places the organism in Eukaryota, Metazoa, Arthropoda, Insecta, Lepidoptera, Papilionidae. The record is from RefSeq and is a predicted model, not a curated record. Bases 49 to 471 code for a protein of 140 amino acids. Gene Ontology annotation, molecular function: odorant binding.
GUGGUGCUGGCGCUGGGCGCCUCGCCCGCCGCCGCUACGGCUGAGGCCAUGAGCCAUGUCACCGCGCAUUUCGGACAGAUGUUAGAGGAUUGUCGGGAGGAGUCCGGGCUGACGGUGGACAUGAUGGCGGCGUUCGCGCACUACUGGAGCGACGAGUUCCCGACGUCGUCGGUGCAGCGAGAGUUCGGAUGUGCCCUCAUCUGCAUGGCGCACAAGUUCUCGUUGCUAAAAGACGACGUGCGCAUGCACAGAGUCAACAUGGACGACUACAUACGCAGCUUCCCAGACGGUGAGUUACUGUCAGAUAAGAUGAUCGAUAUGAUCCACGAGUGCGAGCGGCAGCACGACGCCAUGGAGGACGACUGCGACCGCAUCAUGAACAUCUCCCUGUGCUUCAGGAGGGCCGCCCUACGAGAUGGCAUCGCGCCCAGCCUCGCCAUGGUGGAGGCUGUGCUCGACCAGUAUACGUAG